This is a messenger RNA of Yamadazyma tenuis ATCC 10573, 3478 nucleotides long. NCBI's taxonomy places the organism in Eukaryota, Fungi, Ascomycota, Pichiomycetes, Serinales, Debaryomycetaceae. The record is from RefSeq and is a predicted model, not a curated record.
AUGGACGUGGAGAAGAUUUUGACCCAAUUGACUUUAGAGGAGAAAAUUCUUCUUCUUUCUGGAAAAGACAAUUGGCACACCCAUGAUAUUUCUAGAUUAAAGAUACCAAAAGUUAAAUGUAGUGAUGGGCCCAAUGGUGUCCGUGGAUCUAAAGGGUUUAAUGGUGUUCCUGCUGCUUGUUUUCCUUGUGGAACUGCAUUGGCAUCAACUUUCAAUAAACUGCUUUUAACCGAAGCAGGAAAAUUGAUGGGAUUAGAAGCCAAACACAAAAGUGCACAUAUUAUCUUGGGACCAACAUGUAAUAUGCAAAGGGGACCUUUGGGGGGAAGAGGAUUCGAAAGUUUUAGUGAAGACCCGUACUUGUCCGGUAUGAGUUCAAGUGCGGUUAUCAAUGGAAUUCAACACGAGCAUAUUGCUGCUACAAUCAAGCAUUAUGUAUGUAAUGAUUUAGAGCAUGAAAGAAAGGCUUCAGACUCAAUUUUGUCAGAGAGAAACCUACGGGAAAUCUACUUAGAGCCCUUUAGGCUAGCAGUCAAGUACUCUAGUCCUCGUUGCUUUAUGACCAGCUACACCAAAGUCAAUGGCGACAGGGCUUCCCAGAGUAAGAAGCUCUUGAAUGACAUUUUGAGAGGAGAAUGGGGUUGGAAUGGUUUGAUUAUGUCCGAUUGGCAUGGUCUUUAUACAUCGGAAACUGCUUUGAAAAAUGGGUUAGAUCUUGAAAUGCCGGGCCCUACUUAUUACCGGUCUGUGAAUGCUAUCAAACAUAUGGUGGAAUCCAGAGAGUUGAACAUUCAAUUUUUAGAUGAGCGGGUUCGUAAUGUUUUGAACUUGGUUAACUUUACACUAGACUCGGGGAUUAUUGCAGAUGGCCCAGAAGAUACUGAUAACGAUACCCAAGAAACUUCUGCUUUGUUACGAAAGUUAAGUGCUGAAUCCAUAGUUUUAUUGAAAAAUGAAGACAAAAUUCUUCCUUUGGCGAAGUAUGAAAAGAUAGCAGUUAUUGGUCCCAAUGCCAAAACUGGAAUCUUCAGUGGUGGAGGCUCAGCAUUCUUAAGGCCAUAUCAUGUUACCACCUCUUAUGACGGUAUUUCAUCCAAAUUGUCCAAUCCACCAGAGUAUACAGUAGGGUGCUACUCUUUCAAACAAUUACCGUCCUUAGCAAAUCAAUUGACAAACCCUUUCACCGGGAAAGUUGGUUACAACAUGAAAUUCUUCUUGAAUCCACCGGGCAAAGCGAAUAGAAGGCAAUUUGAUGAAUUGAACUUGGACCAAGCUUACAUCUUUUUACAAGACUACCGACAUCUGGGCCUCAAUAGUGAUUUAUAUUACAUCGAUAUCGAAGGUGAUUUUGCUCCACAAGAGUCUGCUGAGUAUUCUUUUGGGUGUACUGUUUUGGGAACUGCUUUAUUGUAUGUGGAUGACAAACUUGUGGUGGAUAACAAGCAUGAUCAAAAGAAAGGCAACUCUUUCUUCAAUUCUGGGAGUACAGAGAAGAGAAACUCGAUUUUUUUGAAGAAAGGCAAGUCCUAUCGGGUUAAAGUUGAGUUUGGCUCUAGGCCCACUUUCAGUGCACCUGAUGCCACUGUAGUUGAUUUCGGUGGGGGUGGAGGAAUUGCCUUUGGGUGUGCUAAGGUAAUCGAUCCGCAAGAAGAAAUCAAACAUGCGGCAAGUAUUUCUAAGCAAGUGGACAAAGUUGUAUUGUGUAUUGGAUUAAGCAAUGAGUGGGAAACUGAAGGCUCGGAUAGAGAUAAUAUGGACUUACCUUUGUUAACCAAUCAGUUAGUGGAAGCUGUUCUCAAGGCAAAUCCAAAUACAGUGAUUGUUAAUCAGUCGGGUACACCGGUUGAAUUUCCGUGGCUAGACAAAUCCAAAUGUCUAGUUCAAUCUUGGUAUGGUGGUAAUGAAGCUGGCCAUGCCAUUGCUGAUGUCUUGUUUGGUGAUUACAAUCCCAGUGGAAGAUUGUCCUUGACCUUCCCACUCACGCUUGUUGACAACCCCACAUUCCUAAACUUUAAGACUGAAAGGGGCAGAGUGUUGUAUGGAGAGGAUAUAUUCAUGGGCUACAGAUACUAUGAAAAGAUGAAAAAGGCGGUGUCUUUUCCCUUCGGUCAUGGAUUAUCAUACACUCUGUUUGAAUAUUCUAAAUUGCUUGUUGAAAUUGACGAAGAAAAUGACGAGUUGAAUGUAUGUGUUAGCGUCGAAAAUACUGGAAGCUGUGAUGGAGAUGAGGUCAUUCAGUUAUAUACGUCUCACAAAAAUCCUAAGACAAUAAAGCCAUGUCAGGAGUUGAAAGGCUAUGAAAAAGUCUCUAUAAAAGCCGGAGAGUCUGCUAGAGUGGAGAUCCAUUUAUCUUUAAAAGACUCUUUGUCAUUUUUUGACGAAUAUUUCGGUAAAUGGAGCCUAGAGGCUGGCGAGUAUGAGUUCAGAGUUGGUAAAUCGAGCGGAGAUAUCAGAUUGACUCAAUUAGCAAACAUCACAAAAGGAAAAUUAUGGCUUGGAUUGUAGAUUUGAAUCAAUGCUUAUAAAAUCAAUGCAACUCACCAAACACUUCUCUAACCUUACGUUCACCUACCUUUUCCAAUCCUUCUAUCUAACUCUUGUGUCUAAGAGGGUUCAAAGAACUGUACUUCUUCCUGAUGUUGCUGAAUAGUUUCUGUAAGUUCAAAGCACGCACGAACAUGAACGAAAAUAGAAACCUGGGCAUGAACUUUGUUGACCAUACAAACAAAGCCUUGCCACCCCUGUAGUAGUCAACAACACCUAGUUUAGAACUUUCAAAAUCAUUGACGAUCUUCUCGGCAUGGAUUUCUGGUGUUGGACCCUUCUUCCCGAAAUCAGAUCUUGCGGCAAAGUAAUCUUCUAGUCCUUCUUCAUCAUAAUAAGAAGUUUCGAAUUUCACACUAUCGGUGAACCCAGUGGGAACUGAACCUGUGAUGAAGUGAAGAACUUUAACAUCAAAUGGCUCUAACUCGUAUGCUAAACUUGAGGCAUAAGACAGAAGGGCAGCCUUCGCACAGGAGUACAUUGACACAAAAGGAAGGUUUGUAAUACCAGCAAUAGAUCCUGUGAAGCCUAUAGCACCUUUGGCAUUAAUAACAUAUGGAGUUAGUUCUCUGGUAACCCUGAUUUGGCUCAAUAGGUUAACUUGAAGACAUUGUUCAGCCCUUUCGUCAGAUACCUCCAUUGCUGGAGCCAUACAAGCUUGUCCAGCAUUGUUCAAUAAAUACAUGAGCUCUCCAUUAUAUUCGGCCUCGAUUAGUAGCUUUAAUUUUUUGACGGAUUCGAGAGAAGUGAUAUCCAAUUCGAUUGUCUUCACAUUCAAUUGGGCCAAUUCCUCCAUAGAAGACAACCUUCUAGCCCCAGCAAUGACCUUAUAUCCUCUGCUCGAAAAUUCUUUUGCAACUGCAAAGCCAAUUCCCGAUGAUGCUCCUGUGACAAGCACAGACCGGUUAUUCGGCAUCUUGAGUCUAAACAAUCU